Molecule: messenger RNA, 1559 nt
Organism: Uloborus diversus
Lineage: Eukaryota; Metazoa; Arthropoda; Arachnida; Araneae; Uloboridae
Product: zinc finger TRAF-type-containing protein 1 homolog
Exons: 5
Coding region: 103-1140 (345 amino acids)
Cellular component (GO): nucleus
Source: RefSeq, a predicted model, not a curated record
AGCAGUAGAUUGUGGUUUUGGUUUUCAUAUUCAGCAUUUACCUAUUAAAUACAAUACUCCGCCAGCUGCAACUCUUCUUAUUGCUUUAAGAAUCAAACAAACAUGAAUGAGGGAUCCUCUAACGAAAAUAUUUUCAAUAGUCCGAAUCAAGUAGCUUCGUUUCCCCUUGAUGAACCAACAAACUCUAGCAAUGAAAAGCUCUUGUGUGAUACUAAUUUUCUUUCACUUGAUGACAAAAUGCUAUUUGUUAAUAAACUGAAAGAAAUACUCAGUUGUGGAGUUUGUUUGGAGCUGAAGCGAUCUGCUAUACUUCAGUGCAAAUAUGGUCAUCUGAUAUGUUCUGGCUGUCUUGGUGACAUGAUUGCCGAGAGUAAACUCCAAAAUGAAAUUACAUCUUGCCCAACAUGCAACACUACUAUAAGUAAGGAUUUGUGUUCUCGCAACAUUGCCGUCGAAAAUACAAUAUGCCAGCUGCCUGUCACCUGCCCCUAUUGUUGCCUGGAAUAUCCACUCGAUGUAUAUAAGUACCACAAGACUCUGGAGUGUAUGGAAAGGCCAUCAUUGUGUGAAAACUAUUCAAUUGGAUGUUUAUGGAAAGGCCCAUUUAAAGAAAAACAUCAUCAUGAAGCACAAUGCAGACAACCCCACCUUAAUGGUUAUAAUAUCCUAAAAUGCCUCGAGACAGUUGACAAGCAACGAACAGAAGAAGUAAAGUUCUAUGACAAAAUCCUGGAACUGCUUUCUGUGGAAAAAAAUGCUUAUUCUGAUAUUCAAUUCAAGCCAUGUGGAGAAGAUAACAAGAACCUUUUAUUUGAAACAUCAAAGUUUUCUGCUUUUGGUUUACAGUGGUUAGUCCGUGCAUGUUGUCAAAAAGAUAUGACUGAAUCUCUACCUCUUCAACUGAAAUAUCAGCUAGUAGCAAAGUCAAGACUCAACAGUGAAAUGAAUCUGCAUUUUAUCAUAUUGAGAGGCCCUUACAUUGAAAUGGAAAUCAAGCCAAAUCUGUAUGAAUUCAAAUUUUGCGAAAAGGCUGUCGAGAGCGAGUAUCAGGUGCUGACUUUGUUAAACCAAACAGAUCUUGCCAAAUUUCAGACUGCUAAACGCAUAAGCUUGAGAAUUAUCAUGUUCUUGGAAAGAUAGAUAAGUUUACUGUGAAUGAUGAUUAUUACAGCGACCUCAGCGCUUUUGGGACAUACUACUGUAUUAAAGGAAAUAAAUUAUGUAUACAUGUAAAGUUACAAAAAAUACUUUUUCCAAUGUGUUGACCAAGAACUAAGGAGGAAAAGAAUCGGAAUAAAAAAAUUGAGAAGAAUAAAAAAUAUGGAAAGGAUGCUUAAACCUAGUUGUUUACUCUGAUAUGGCAAACGGCAUCGACACUCAGUAAACUAGCUUCAGGAAAAGACCUAAAAUCAGUAUGAUCAAUUUUUCAAACUGUAGGAUGGUUUCUUAAUUUGAUUGGUUGAGGAUUUUAUCAUUGUACAAUUAUUGAGUAUACUUUUUAUUUGCCUAAUAAGUGUAUUUCAAAUUUCAUUAAAGUCUACUUUUUCACUUUUACACAA